Molecule: messenger RNA, 936 nt
Organism: Durusdinium trenchii
Lineage: Eukaryota; Dinophyceae; Suessiales; Symbiodiniaceae
Source: the annotation of a GenBank genome assembly
AUGGCAGCAUUGUCACAAAGUCGGACGACUCACGACCGCUUCGACUGGGACACUAUGUUGGAGACUUGGUUUGGGGAUUUUGCCUUUGCAGUGCAGAUCGCACCUGACUCCCUUUAUUUGAAGACUGGCAGCUUCAAAAGUGGGAUCGUGUGGCCUAAGGCUGCAGCACGCCUUUCCAAAAAGAGCAGGCUCGGGAACGUUCUUGAACCUCGAAAGAAGAGGGCGAUUUGCCCUCUCUUCUCAGACUUCAAAUUGCUCGUUUGUGACCUUAUUCAGGGCGUGGCCCUUCCUAAGCUCACUGAUGAAUGGAGCAUGAAGUGGUCGGAGAAAAAGGAUCUGUAUGGCAAGCGCCACUUGAUCGCGGUGGGCGGGCGCACAGAAGGUGGAGAGGAUGAGCCAAAAAUCAACGACCGAACCAAAGAUUUGCCCGAGCCUGUUUGCUUUUUCUCGCCACCGCUUGAGCUGAUGGAGGAGCUCCUGCACACCUUCUAUGCCAAGCUGGUGCUGGACUUGAGCCCAGCUGAUGGAAAGUUGGCGUGGGCAUGCGUCAAGACUAGGACUGCGUACAUGGGCAUCUGCUACAUUGACGCCCAUGUCAAGCUGAUGGAAGAACGGCUCCUGGACCUAAUGAAGGUGAGCGUGAAGGAGACUGCCUCGCCAUUGUUCAACAGUGCCUAUGCGCAAGCUGUGGGGUCAACGACUUCUUCAUCGCAGCCAGCGAUCCCGAAGCGCAAGCCACGCCCCAAGCCAAAGGUAAAGUCGGCUCCCAAGCCAAAGCCAGCUCCCAAGCCUAAGGGAAAACCAAAGGCGGAGGCAAAGUCAGAGCCCAAGUCGAAAAAGCCGCGUCUCGAGGCAGAGCAGGCAGAUGACGACGACAAUGAAGAGGAGGAAGAGGCAUUCGAGGAGGAUGUUUGGGAUCCUUUGGACGAGGGGUGA